This is a messenger RNA of Necator americanus (New World hookworm), 1578 nucleotides long. RefSeq lists its product as uncharacterized. Gene Ontology annotation, biological process: glucose metabolic process; pentose-phosphate shunt, oxidative branch. The record is from RefSeq and is a predicted model, not a curated record. NCBI's taxonomy places the organism in Eukaryota, Metazoa, Nematoda, Chromadorea, Rhabditida, Ancylostomatidae. The coding region runs from base 1 to 1578 and encodes 525 amino acids. The transcript is spliced from 15 exons. Gene Ontology annotation, cellular component: cytosol. Gene Ontology annotation, molecular function: glucose-6-phosphate dehydrogenase activity; NADP binding.
AUGUCUCGUCAUCCGCGCACAGUUUCGGCGUCAGAGCCGCUGUCGCCCGACCUCGUAGCCUUUAUACGCGAAUCCAUGGAAAACCAACUGAAAUUCGAUCCACCCUACGUGUUCGUGAUAUUCGGUGCAUCUGGUGAUUUAGCGAAGAAGAAAAUUUAUCCGACUUUGUGGUGGCUAUGGCGUGAUUCUCUUCUUCCGUCCAAUAUCACUAUCGUUGGAUACGCUCGAUCAAAUCUGACGAUGGAAAAAUUGCGAGCAUCGUUUGAAAAAGCUUGCAAGGUUCGUGACAUCGAACAAGAAAAGUUUGAAGAAUUCAUUGGGAAGUGCAUCUACUUGCGUGGCAUGUACGAUAAACCGGACGGUUUCAAGAAGUUGCAAGUAUUCAUUGACGAGAUCCAAAAGAAAAGCAAUGAUCAACCGGUGAACCGUCUCUACUAUCUCGCACUUCCACCAGCUGUCUUUGAGCCAGUCACUACCGAACUGAAAGAACAUUGCAUGGAUUACGGUGAUUCAUGGACGCGUGUGAUAAUUGAGAAGCCUUUUGGGCAUGAUUUGGAGUCAUCGUCGAAGCUUUCUAACCACUUAUCGAAGCUUUUUAGAGAGGAGCAACUUUAUCGCAUCGAUCACUAUCUCGGCAAGGAAAUGGUGCAGAACUUGAUGGUCCUGCGAUUUGGCAACCGCUUCCUUGGACCGUCGUGGAACAGAGACAAUAUCGCAACGGUGACAAUAUCGUUUAAGGAGAAUUUUGGGACCAAAGGAAGAGCAGGGUAUUUUGAUACAGCCGGCAUCAUAAGGGACGUGAUGCAGAAUCAUCUGAUGCAGAUACUAACUUUAGUGGCCAUGGAAAAACCGGCUAGUUUGAAUGCGGAGGACAUCAGAGAUGAAAAAGUGAAAGUUCUGAAAGCAAUCAAACCGGUGAAGUUGAAAGAUCUCGUUCUCGGACAGUACGUAGCAAACCCGGAUUCUGAACAUCCAGAGGCUUCAUCAGGAUAUAAGGACGAUGAAGACGUGCCGGAGGACUCAAUAACUCCUACAUAUGCAUUAGCUGUCCUUCACGUCCAUAACGAGCGAUGGGAAGGAGUUCCGUUCUUUUUGCGUUGUGGAAAAGCGCUUAACGAAAACAAAGCGGAAGUGCGAGUGCAGUUCAAAGAAGUGAAUGGUGAUAUUUAUCCUCCUGGCGAGUUGAAGAGGAGUGAGUUUGUCAUGAGGGUCCAACCAAACGAAGCUGUUUACCUCAAAUUAAUGACCAAGAAGCCUGGCAUGGGAUUUGGUGUAGAAGAGUCGGAGCUUGAUCUCACUUAUAACGCGCGAUACAAGGAAACUCGUUUACCCGACGCCUAUGAACGUCUUUUCCUCGAAGUUUUCAUGGGAUCUCAAAUCAAUUUUGUUCGAACCGAUGAGCUUGAGAGAGCUUGGAAAAUUCUCACACCAGUCCUAAAGGAAAUCGAAGAAAAACGAGUACAACCUGUUGAAUACAAGUUUGGAAGUCGUGGUCCCAAAGAAGCAGACGAAAUGAUGCAAGCUUACGGCUACGUGUUCACGGGAACGUAUAAAUGGGUGUCUCCGAACAAGUUAUGA